Molecule: messenger RNA, 1353 nt
Organism: Danaus chrysippus (African queen)
Lineage: Eukaryota; Metazoa; Arthropoda; Insecta; Lepidoptera; Nymphalidae
Source: the annotation of a GenBank genome assembly
AUGUUAUCUUUGAAUAGUUUCCCAGCGAGCAAGACCCUGCUGAGGAAGUGGCUGGACGUGACGCCGACCAAGGGACGGAUCACCAUCGACUCGGUCAUCUGUCACCAACACUUUAAGGAGGAUGAGUAUGACUUUAUACGAGGGAAGACCAGGCUCAAGGCGAAGGUGGUGCCGAGCGUGUUCAAUUUAAGAAAGUCGCCGUCACCCCAUAGAGAAACAACAGAGAGCAUUGUGGACGUUAAUGAUGAGAUACCCGCCGCUACCAUAGACAAGAACACGUUGAAGACUAACACCAUAGACAAGGAUAUACAGACCAGAGACAAUAUACAGAACGAACCGAACGGGGAUGUUGUAGAGAGGCUCGUGGAAAACUCGUCCCAAGACACCGAGGCACACAAAGACAUAGAAGACAUUAUAACGAACUAUCAAAUAAAACAGAUAAGACCUAUCAACAGGGAAACGGAAAUAGAAGGAGAAGAGAAAGAGAGAGAAAACGGAGAGACAGAGACAGAGAAAGAGACAGAGAUACAGAAUGAGGAGAGUGACGUGUUAACGAUAGGAGAAGACGCCGCGCCCGUGUAUAUAGAAGUUAAUGUUGAUAAAGGUAGCGACGUGGCGGGCGACUGUAUGAUGGUGCUGGAGAGUGUUCAGUGUGAGGUGGACCCUGGACUGUUUGAGGAGCAGGACAACGAACACGAGAUGGAUAGAGACUCGGACGUUAUAGACCUGGGAGAGAGGAAGGAGGACCCAAUAAGUCUAUUGACGUCCAGCGACGAAGAUGAAGUGAUUAUAGAGGAACCUCACAUAGAUAUAGUGGAACUGACAGACGGAGACACGGACCAUGAGGAGGAAGACGACCUGCCGCUGGUGAAGCUGGUGCGGACACACGGACAGAAGUGGCCGAUGUACACAUACUACUGUGUGGAGUGUGGCUACAACACACACGACCGGAGCGACUACAACAAACACACGGAGGAACACACUACAGUACUAGAGGUCUGCCAAAUAUGUGGAUACACGACAGCCAGUAAAGCGCAGUUCGGCAGACACAAGCGGAAACAUAAAGACGAGAAGAAAUAUAAGUGUCAUCUAUGUGAUUAUAGGGCCAGGCAUAACAUGAGUUUGAUAUACCAUCUGAAAUCACACGAACGGGUCAUCGUGAGUGGUAAGAAUGGAUAUCAGUGUAGCAAGUGUAGUUACACGAGUAAUGUGAAAACCAGUUUAGUGAGACACGUGAGGGUGUGUGGGGGGAGGUUCGAAUGUGAGGGAUGUGAUUAUACGACGAAGAGGGAGAGUGACUUGAGGAAACACAGGCUGAGGAGACACGGAGCGACCAGGAGGAAACACAAGUGA